Molecule: messenger RNA, 1536 nt
Organism: Protobothrops mucrosquamatus (brown spotted pit viper)
Lineage: Eukaryota; Metazoa; Chordata; Lepidosauria; Squamata; Viperidae
Gene: HMGCS2
Product: 3-hydroxy-3-methylglutaryl-CoA synthase 2
Exons: 9
Coding region: 1-1536 (511 amino acids)
Biological process (GO): acetyl-CoA metabolic process
Cellular component (GO): mitochondrion
Molecular function (GO): hydroxymethylglutaryl-CoA synthase activity
Source: RefSeq, a predicted model, not a curated record
AUGUUCCGACUUUUCAGACAUACUAAGCAGCUGUGCUGCUUUCAGAUGAAAAGAACAUUGCAAAAACCACUUUGGCCUCUCACUUUUUCAGCAGUAGUGAAGCAGAACAGUUUCUCCACAGAUUCUAUACAACCACUCCAGACAAUCUCUCCAUGGCCUAAGGAUGUGGGUAUCCUUGCUCUGGAGGUAUAUUUCCCAUUCCAAUAUAUAGAACAAAGUGAGUUAGAGAAAUAUGAUGAGGUAGAAUCAGGGAAAUAUACCAUAGGCCUAGGCCAGAAGCAGAUGGGUUUCUGUGCUACACAUGAAGACAUCAAUUCCUUGUGCCUGACUGUGGUACAGAAUCUGGUAGAAAGAAACAAACUUUCCUGGGAUUCUAUUGGCCGCCUGGAAGUUGGAACAGAAACUAUUAUUGACAAAUCCAAAGCUGUUAAAACUGUUCUGAUGCAGCUCUUUCAGGAUUCAGGGAACACAGACAUUGAGGGCAUUGACACAACCAAUGCCUGUUAUGGAGGUACAGCUUCUCUAUUCAACUCUGCUGAUUGGGUGGAAUCCAGCUCCUGGGAUGGACGCUACGCCUUGGUGGUUUGUGGUGAUAUUGCUGUGUAUGCAACUGGAAAUGCAAGACCAACUGGUGGAGCUGGAGCUGUAGCUAUGCUGGUUGGACCAAAUGCUCCUCUGACUUUAGAGAGAGGUGUCCGAGGAACCCACAUGGAGCAUGUCUAUGACUUCUAUAAACCAGACCUGGCUUCAGAGUAUCCUAUAGUAGAUGGACCACUUUCCAUUCAGUGCUAUUUCCAGGCUCUUGAUCAGUGCUAUGCCACAUAUCGAAAGAAAAUUGAAAACCAGUGGCAAAAAGCUGGGAUAAGCAAGCUCUGUACUCUGGAAGAUUUCCAGUUCAUGAUCUUCCACACGCCAUUCUGUAAGCUGGUGCAGAAGUCUUUUGCACGGAUCUUUUUGAAUGACUUCCUUGCAACUCCCAAAUCAGACACAGACAGUGGAAUCUACAAAGGGCUCAAGGAUUUCAGCAAUGUGAAAUUGGAAGAAACCUAUUCCAGUAAGGAGGUGGACAGAACUUUUCAGAAGGCCAGCCAGGAGCUGUUCAAGCAGAAAACGCAGCCCUCGCUCUUCCUUUCUGCCCGGAAUGGCAACAUGUAUACCCCAUCAGUCUAUGGCUGCCUGGCAUCCCUCUUGGCCCAGUAUUCUGCCAAGCAGCUGGCUGGAUCCAGAAUUGGGGUUUUCUCCUACGGUUCAGGAUUGGCUGCCAGCAUGUUUUCCCUGAAAGCAUCCCAGAACUUUACUCCAGGCUCCCCUCUGGAGAAACUGGUAUACAGCCUUUCAGAUUUAGAGAUUCGCUUAGACUCCCGGAAAUGUGUUUCUCCUGAAAAGUUUAAUGAGAUCCUGAAAGUCAGGGAAGAUACUCAUAAUUCAGUUGAUCACAUUCCCCAUGGAUCCGAGGAUGACCUGUUCCCAGGAACCUGGUACUUGGAGCAAGUGGAUGAAAAAAACCGCAGGAAAUAUGCACGAAAACCAGUUUAG